This is a messenger RNA of Neodiprion fabricii, 3191 nucleotides long. Its product is annotated as limbic system-associated membrane protein-like. The record is from RefSeq and is a predicted model, not a curated record. Gene Ontology annotation, biological process: synapse organization. Gene Ontology annotation, cellular component: neuron projection membrane. The transcript is spliced from 8 exons. NCBI's taxonomy places the organism in Eukaryota, Metazoa, Arthropoda, Insecta, Hymenoptera, Diprionidae. The coding region runs from base 1094 to 1954 and encodes 286 amino acids.
GCCGCUCGACGUAUCGCGAUCCGAUAGUUGCUCGCGUAUUUCGCCGAUAUUGAGGAAAAUUGAAAAUUCUUGUGCGCCGUUAAUCCUCACUAAAUUUUCUUUAUUUAUUGCAGAUCGGCUAUUCCCUGGGCGAAAAUUACAGCAACGAUUGUUGCUCCCUCUGAUGCGAUAACGAUAAGCUGGAACGAUGACGGGAUAAUUGUAACACCGGAAGUGACAGGAAAUUACGGUUAAACGGUUUAAUUGGAUCGCCGAUGAUUUACUAUUUACAGUAAUUAACUGGGUUGGCCAAAUUGCGUUCGGUAUGUUUAUUUUCUAUCGUGUCGUUUCUGGUCGGCGUCGUGUUGCUUCUUCGUAUACAAACCGAAUCUGUUGACCGUGUGAAUGUCGUGAUACAUGUUGAUAACAAGUGUUGUUUGUGACUCUUCGUUCGUCUUCAAACUCGAUCCUGCUGUUUCAUUACCUGUGCAACAGACGACUACGGACUGUGGUUUAUAUACUUCGUCGUUACGCUGUAUUAAGGAAUUACGGAUACUCAAGGCUGCCGUCAGCCUUUGGAUCGAACGACGUGCAUCAGUAGCUGUAUCGAUUAUUACAUCGUGGAUAAACUAAAUCGCAUAUCGAACGAACGGACGAGGCAACAGUGAUGCAGAUAUCAGUGAUACGAGUGAAAAAAUGCCCGGUGAUUAUCGCAUCUCUGUUAAUCGUGGAUCGGAUCACCCUGUGAAGUGCGCCGUUAAAUGCGAGAAAACCGAGCGUUGAAACUCUUCCCGUUUCUGGUUAAAGCUGUGAUAAGUUCCGGUGUGGAAAAGUGACACAGGAUUGUGAACGACAACAGUGACUGUGACUGUGACUGAUCAGCCUCGAUCAAAUGCAUCCUUCGCGUCUGGUCGGAGCGCAGUUUCAAAUCGAAGGAAAGCUUCGUCCGGUUUAACCGCAAGCUGCAACUGCUGCCGCUGCUGCUGUCGGGAAACAGCAAUUGUGACAGUGAUACCUAGUGACAGUGAUGUGGGUGCCAGAGCUUUUGCCCUCGAGUGCUGCAGGUGAAAGGAAGUCCGGUUAGUCGGGAAGGAAUACCGGAAGUCGCUGCAGGAUGAAGGCCGUUCCGCACCUUUGGCUCCACGCUUUCUGGCCUUUGCUGGCGCUGCUUUCUCGUCAGUCUGAAUGCGCCGCGAAAAACGGAAACGGGGGCAACGUCGUCGAGCACCACCAGCCCUCCUACUGGGAGCAGCCACCCUUCAGCCAACCCUACUUCGACAACACCACCCGAAGGGAAACCACCACCACCGUUGGACAGUCAGCCUACCUUCACUGCAGGGUCAGGAACCUCGGUGAUCGAGCGGUUUCGUGGAUCAGAAAAAGGGAUCUGCACAUUCUGACGGUCGGCAUUCUGACCUACACGAACGACCAGCGGUUUCAGUCGCUCCACAGUGACGGUAGCGACGAGUGGACUCUGAAGAUCAGUUCACCCCAGAUCCGAGACAGCGGCGUUUACGAGUGUCAAGUCUCGACGGAGCCCAAGAUCAGCCAGGCUUACCACCUCAGUGUAGUCGUUUCGAAGGCUAUGAUUACGGGGAACCCUGAACUCUACAUCAAAAGUGGAAGCGAUAUAAACCUGACGUGCACCGUGCUCAAGACUCCGGAGCCUCCGUCCUUCAUUUAUUGGUACAGGGGCGAACACGUUAUAAACUACAGCCAGCGGGGUGGAAUCAGCGUCGUAACGGAGAAACAGACGCGGACUUCGAAGCUGUUAAUUUCUCGGGCGCUACCCGCCGACUCGGGAAACUACACCUGCGCACCCUCGACGGCCGAGUCAGCCAGCGUCAUGGUGCACGUACUCAAUGGCGAGCAUCCGGCGGCUAUGCAGCACGGAAAUUCGAGUAAUAGCGGAGCGGCGACAAGGACAUUAGCCCUGCUUCUCCUGCUCUUGCACGCUGGUUCGUUUGCAAGGUGACUGGCCGGAAGCUUGAACCACUGACUACAUCAGCCCAGAACCAAGGAGCCCAUCGAACCCCCGAUUCGCAUCCCUUCGAUGACCACGUGUCAACGGAACCCCGACUGCAGUUUCCCUUGAAUUUACCGCCCGACGAAUCAGCGUCCUCCUUGUCGUCAUAACUGUGAAAAAAAAAAAGCCCGAUGAUCGUAACGGUUAAAUUGUGAGUAAUAAUAAUAAUAAUAAACUAAUAACAACAAUAAUAAUAACAAUAAUAAUAAUAAUUAUACCGAUAACGAUAAAAAUAAUGAUAACGAUAGCACGAUAAUGAUAAUUGUAAACUAUAACAUAAUAACCGAAUAGUGACGGUAGUUGAAAUGAUAAAUGAGUAAAAUUUACGAUGAUACGUAUAGUUGUUAAUGUUAUUACUCUGCCGCAUGAGGUGCAGAGAAAUUUGUGACUGUGCGGCGGGAUAAAGUGAAUUAAUUAUAUAUAGGGACAGUGUUAGAGCGAAAAAAUUGUGUAAAUAUGUCUACCUCGAUGAUAACUGUUAGUACGAUGAUAAAACGAAUGGGACGUAUUAACGCGAAGGGAAUACCGAAGUAUGAAUUAGUGGCUGUAUAAUGAUAGUUUAAUUAACGUGUCAUUUACAUAACUAAUCUCGUCGAAUUGAUGCAGAGACGCUUGUACGGCGACCGAACGCGAUACGCCGGAGUAAUCGAUCGUUCUACGAUGCGAAGCAGCGUUAUUUUUUUCUUUUUUUUGUAAUUUAAACCCGCAUUUGUCCGCUCUCCGUAUCGUCAGUAAUUUUUUCCUGCAAAUACCGCAUGCGAAUUGAAUAUACCGAAUUUGGUGAAUUUGGCUUGUGUUGGGUUUUCCAUUUUUGAUUAUAUGAUAUAAAAAAGAAAAAACAAAAAAAAAAAAAACAGCAACAACAACGGACGUGGGUGUAAAUUUAAUACUUUAAAUAACGAUAAGAUCCCAAUCCUCUGUGCGGUGUUGUGUACCAACGGUAUGACGUAUUAUAUAUUACAUUAUAUAUAUAAGCACACAUAGAGUUACGUACUUACGUAUAUUAUAUAUUAUAAAUAUUAAUUAUAUGAAAUUGACUGUUUUACUACUCACGAGACCAUGACAUAUCCAUGUAUAAUAUAGUUUGUAACAUUUAGGACGUAUUUUAUCGGCUUCGCUGUUAACCGACUACCCAUCGUGUGUAAUAGUAGAGUAAAUCUGUAUUUAAAAAAAAACCAAAAAAAAA